UUAAGCGAAUGCCAUGACAUGAUCAAAUAUCAGUGGGUCUCCGGCGCUGCCAUGGCGGGAAGCAACACUCCGAUAUUCAACGAUCUUCUCUGUUUCUUCAGCGGGAAAUUACGUGUCGUCUCGCGUCACGCCUUAACUGAUGCCGUCGCUCGGUUUUACAGUAGCGACGAAGUGAAGUUGGCCUACGACAUACUGCAGGACUGUCUGAGCAGAGGCAGCGACCAGGGCAGUGCAGACGGCAGAGGCGGCGGCGGCAUCAACUUCGACUCUAAAACGGACGUGGUCAGCCGCAUGCACGACAUUCUCUCAAAAGUUUCAGCCAACGACAUGCCGUUCUUCGUGUGUCGGGACGUGAACAACAUUCCCACCUGCAGCAGCGACGACGGAGGCCGCGCUUUGCCAGAUGUGGGGCGCCUCAGCCUCCAUACCUCGUCGUCCGCCCUCGGCAUCGGCUCCGAGGAUCAGCGAGGGGCUCACGAAGGGCAGCCGGACGCGCAGGCAGCUCCUGGUCGUUCAAGGGAUGUCGUCGAACAGAUUUUUUCAGAAGUGGACGUCAACUCCUCCCUCAUGAUGGAGGCGCAGGCCAGGCUGAGGACCUGCCAAGAGAGUUCGCCGAGGACGCCGCCGAAGGUGACCGAUCCUGACCUCGGGACGCUAGAAGCCCUACAGCAGGAGCUCUCCGCGACCUACGCAUCCUACACGAAGGUCGACCUCGCGUCCGGUAUGAUAUCCCAGGACACCUGCCACGUUGACAAGAUAUACUUUCCGUGAGUUCUCCUUUCCUCUUUUAUUCCCUUUUCCUGUAAUGCAUUAUCAUCACUUUAUUCUUAUUUUUUGUGUCUGCAACUUUUUUAUUUUGUGAUGAAAAUAUCCCAUCAUAUGGUUGAACCUUGCUCUCUGCGUGAGCGAAGGAUGGCACGCAACGGUUUGUGGCCAAAAGCUGUCUAGGUGAUUAUCUGUUCAUUCUGACCAGUCAUAAAGGUUAUAAAAGGGAAAAAAAUAUUAGCUAAUUUAUUCAAAAGCGAAAUUAUAGUCCCAGGAACUCGUGUUUAGCUCACCAGAGACGAGCUUCUCCUGACGAAUCUUGCAGACUACUAAAUACCCGCUCGGGUGAUAGCUGUUGACUCAGUAGUUCCGCCAGUGUGAGGACCGACUGAGGAGCCCGUGACACUAGACUUAUCAGCUGCUGCCCCCUGCUGGGUGUUCCGAGGAGACAGGGCGCUGGCGCUGACUCAUGACUAGUUGAGUCGGUGGUGCGACUGAUGAGUGAUUGGCCAAGUAAUAAACAGUGAAUGUUGAUGAUUUGUCAUUCAUCAGAG
Penaeus monodon (black tiger shrimp) is the source of this 1319-nucleotide messenger RNA. RefSeq lists its product as uncharacterized. The coding region runs from base 19 to 771 and encodes 250 amino acids. The record is from RefSeq and is a predicted model, not a curated record. The transcript has 2 exons. NCBI's taxonomy places the organism in Eukaryota, Metazoa, Arthropoda, Malacostraca, Decapoda, Penaeidae.